This is a messenger RNA of Nyctereutes procyonoides (raccoon dog), 2409 nucleotides long. It is a transcript of the gene TMEM176A, whose product is annotated as transmembrane protein 176A. The record is from RefSeq and is a predicted model, not a curated record. The transcript is spliced from 7 exons. Gene Ontology annotation, cellular component: membrane. Lineage: Eukaryota; Metazoa; Chordata; Mammalia; Carnivora; Canidae.
CCAGCUUCCUCCUCCAUCCUCCUGGUUCCUGGCUCCAGCUCCAGCCCAGCCCAGCCCAGCCAGCAAUCCCUGCUGGCACACUCAGCCCCCGGAGGCCCUUAGAAGAGCAGACUGAGGUCCGCAGGCAUGGAGACAGUAGACAGUGGUGAGGUGGCCCCUGGGGCACCCCAGCCCAUGCACAUUAACGUGCACAUCCACCAGGAGUCCGCUCUGGCCAAGCUCCUGACCAGUGGGUGCUCCCUGCUGCGGUCCCACUUCCCUGGGGCCACCUUCCAGACCUGGAGCAGGAGCCGGCUGCUCUUGGCCUCCUGGGUGGUACAGAUCGUGCUGGGGGUGUCAAGUGGAGUUCUAGGAGGGUUCCUCUACAUCUUCUAAUGCUCCACCCUGUGUAGCUCAGGAGCUGCCAUCUGGACAGGGGCUGUGGCUGCGCUGGCUGGAGCUGUCGCCUUCAUUCACCAGAAACGGGGUGGCAUCUGCUGGGCCUUGCUGAGGAUCCUGCUUGCCCUGGCAGCUUUCUCCACAGCCACCGCUGCCAUCGUCAUUGGAGCCAGUAAUUUCUAUAGGCACCGCUUUUAUUUUAGAGACUUCAUCUGUGAUGUCUCCUCGAAGGCCUGGUCCUGGGCCCCCCUGAGCCCUAGCACUCCAAGCCCAGAAGAAGCCACAAGACUGCAUCUGUGUCUCUCCUACCUGAGCAUGCUGGAGGCCCUGUUCAUAAGCUUUCAGGUCAUGCUGUUGGGUAUCUGGGUUCUGCUGCUCCUGGCAUCUCUGGUUCCCCUGUGUCUGUUCUGCUGGAGUAGGUCCCGACAUAAGAAAAUAGAGCAGAAGAAACUGCUGGAAGCAAAUGGAAUCUAGCCUUGCUUCUCCUGAGUGCUCAUGCCUGGACUCUUUCUGGACUGCCUCUGGCUCCUGGGAGAAGGAUCAGGCUGGGGAAAAGAGACUCUACGCUAGCUCCAGUUACCUUCCUCCACUGCCACAGCCACAGCCAUGGCCACAGUCCCCUCCACCAAUCAUCACACCACUCUUGCCCAUUUCUGGCUCACCUUUACCAUUCCGCCUUGCCUCAUGGCCCCUCAUGAGCAAUGAUGACAAUAAACUGUCUUGUUUCUCCCAGCUUCUUGCUUAGUUAUUCCAGGGAAUUCCUCUUGGCUAAAUGAGGCAGAGGAAAUGAGCCCAAGCAAACCUCUGAUGCUCCUCCCUCUCCCAACCUCCUCUCUAGGUCUGGAGUCACUGGCAAAAUGUAGGAAACCAGAGGUGACAGUGCCACACUGGGGUUUGUAACCAAGGGUUGGGGGGUGGGAUCAGAGAGGGUGUCAUUACCCUUCAGCCCAAAAGAUAAGGAAAAGGAGCACUGUGUUUCAGCCGGUGACUAAGAAAGCUGAUGGAAAUGGUGCUUGAUUUGAGCUGUCACCUUCCCAGAGAAAUGCCGGCACCCUGAGAUGACCUUUCAGAGAGGGAUCCUAGGGAAUGAACACCCAAACUACCCCACUCUGAUCUCUUGCUAGCAUUCCUUAUUGACCAAACCUGACAUCUUAGAACAUGAGAGCUUAGAUGUGACCAAUAUAAGAGUCUCCUUGAGGGCACAGAGAAGGCUAGAGGAAGGCAGAAAGACUAUCUGGAGAGGCCAAUGAAAGCUGUCUGCAAGAAUGACUAGUGUUUGCGUGAAGAAAUAAUGUUUGAAAAACCCCCAAAUUUGGUGAAAGCCAUAAUCCUCAAGAUCCAGGAAGUGCAAAGAACCCUACACAGAACAAACUCAAAGAAGUACAAGCAUGGACAUGAGGAUCUAAAUGCUAAAAACUAAAGACAAAGAAAAAAAAUCUUGAGAACAACCAAACAAAAUGGACUGUUACCUCUAGAGAAAAAUGAUCCGAAUUUCUGUGGUUUCUCAUCAGAAACAGUGAUAGCCAGAAGUGGCACAAUAUUUUUUGUAAUUGUUAAGCACAGGCACAAUGUGGUACAAAACAGUGUGACUGAACAAGGUGUAGCAUGAGGGGGCUUUGAGGGCGGUGGUACCGUUCUUUAUCUUGAUCAUGGUGUUGGUUACAUGAGUCCAUCCAUGUAUUAAAAUUCACAGAACUGUUCGCAGAACAAACUAACUAAAAAGUGAGUUUUACUUUAAUAAUAAAGAGAGGGCAGCCCGGGUGGCUCAGCGGUUUAGCGCCACCUUUGGUCCAGAGCGUGAUCCUGGAGACUCAGGAUCUAGUCCCGAGUCCCUUGUGGGCUCCCUGCAUGGAGCCUGCUUCUCCCUCUGCCCGUGUCUCCGCCUCUUUCUCUCUCUGUGUCUCUCAUGAGUAAAUGAAUAAAAUCUUUUUAAAAUUAUUUUUUUAAAAUAAUGAUAAGGAGAUAAAUCUGGGAUUACUUGCCUAUCUCAAUCUCAAAAUCUCAGAGUCAUUUCCAGAUAUAUAUCUUCAU